Messenger RNA from Marmota flaviventris (yellow-bellied marmot), 2467 nucleotides. RefSeq names its product MOB kinase activator 3A (gene Mob3a). Lineage: Eukaryota; Metazoa; Chordata; Mammalia; Rodentia; Sciuridae. The record is from RefSeq and is a predicted model, not a curated record.
UGUGUCCCUCCGCCGCGUGUCCCUCCGCGAUCGGCGGUCAGGCUGUGGCGGCCAGAGACUGAGGGGAGGCGGGAGCUGGAAGUGCCGGGCGGACGUGAGGCGACCAGUGCUGGGGUAGAACCCAGGCCUGGAGCGUGCCGGCCAAGGGCCCCACUGAGCCCAGAAAAAGGACUAAGAAGCUUCCGAAGGUCAUUGCUGUCUCAUCCGUUUGUGGGAAAACGAGGAAAAUCCAGAGACAUCGCCACCCAAUUCUGAGAAGGGUUGGAAGUACACUAGAAGAUCCAGAGGAGGAGCCGUGGGCUGGGUGGCCUCCCUGGGCCUCUGUCGGCCUGCCUCGUGGACUGUCCGCCUGUCCUUGGCUGCGUCCCAAGACGGUGGUUCUGCCACCAUGUCCAGCCCCUUCCUGAAGCAAGUCUUCAACAAGGACAAGACCUUCCGGCCCAAGCGCAAGUUUGAGCCAGGCACCCAGCGCUUCGAGCUGCACAAGAGGGCCCAGGCGUCGCUGAACGCGGGGCUGGACCUGCGGCUGGCCGUGCAGCUGCCCCCGGGCGAGGAGCUCAACGACUGGGUGGCCGUGCACGUGGUGGACUUCUUCAACCGCAUCAACCUCAUCUACGGCACCAUCAGCGACGGCUGCACGGAGCAGUCCUGCCCCGUCAUGUCCGGGGGGCCCAAGUACGAGUACCGCUGGCAGGAUGAGCAGCGGUUCCGUAGGCCCACGGCGCUGUCCGCCCCCAGGUACAUGGACCUGCUGAUGGACUGGGUGGAGGUGCAGAUCAACAACGAGGACGUCUUCCCCACCAACGUCGGCACGCCGUUCCCCAAGAGCUUCCUGCAGGUGGCGCGGAAGAUCCUGUCGCGCCUGUUCCGCGUCUUCGUGCACGUGUACAUCCACCACUUCGACCGCAUCGCGCAGAUGGGCUCCGAGGCCCACGUCAACACCUGCUACAAGCACUUCUACUACUUCGUCACCGAGUUCGGCCUCAUCGACACCAAGGAGCUGGAGCCGCUGAAAGACAUGACCGCACGGAUGUGCCGCUAAGAGCCCGGGCCACCACCAGCCUCCGGGGCCUACAGGAGGGCAUCUUUGAGUCCAUGGCGUCUGUCCCUGCAGCUGAGCAUCCUGAGGGCUUCGCACCUCAUGGGGGCUGGCCGGGACACGUCCUCUUCCCUGGCCUCAGUCUCCUCCUCUGUCAAGAGGAGGCUGAACCUGGACUCUGGGAUUUUGUUUCUUAGCAACCGGGAAAACCCACUGUGUUUGUGGACCUCGUCCUCCUGCCAGGUGGCGGGGCCGCCCACUGCCGCCCACCUCCUGGCCCUUCUCAGAACUGCCCCCAGCCCCGCCCUGCCCUACCGUGGCCUUCAGGCUAGUCCCGGCCAGGAGGGAGGCCGGCUCCGUCUCAGCCUCUCCCAGCCUCAGAGCCAGGGCUCUGCACUGUGCCCACGGAGCCCCCAGCCCUUUCCCAAAGGGGACAACUGGGCCAGGCCGGCCCUGUGUGGGGCCUCCUGUGCCCACGCACCUGCCCGCGCCCGGCCGGGUGUCCUGGUGCUGCGGGGCCCAGGCCUGAGUGCUGCAGGUCUCAGGGUCCUGCCCUCACGGUCUUUUGGGAGGGGCACCAGGGGUUGAACCCAGGGGGUGUCACCCGAGCAGUCACCCUGAGCCGCCCCCCCCCCCCCCCCGCUUUGUGUUGAGACACAGGGUCUUGUGGGGUCUCCCAGGCUGGCCUUCGCCAUCUCCUGCCCCAGCCUCUUGAGUCACCAAGGUGGCGGCCGUGGCCACUACCUGGCUUAAGAUGUUCUUAAAGGUGUUCUUCCAACUAGUAGCUAGUGACCCCAGGAUGUCCCUUCCACUGCCACCAGCCCAGGAGUGGCCCCCCUGGAUGUCUCCACUGACUGCCCGGGGGCAGGAAGUGGCCUUUUUUUCAGGUGCCUGAGAACUUUCUAGAGAAACCCUUUGUGCCGCCCCCACAGGGCCACAGGACCAAACCCAGGGACACCCCGUUUCCCUUGGAGGCUGUGCUGGGGCAUGACCAAAGGACUCCUCACCUGGCCCAGCUCCGCCCCCAGCCACACCCCCUGGCCUGGGCCUCUGUGGCCCUUCCCUGCUGACCCAGCGCGGCCCCAGCCACAGGGGCUCUGUCCUCCCGAGUCUGGGAGGUGCUCAGCUGAGCAGUGCUGCUGACACUGUCCUGCCUGACCCCGGAGCUCAGGGAGCCACAGGACAUGUCCCCAAGCCUGGGGGGCCACUGUGCCAGCAGCCCACGCACCAGGAGGUGCCUGAACCCCAUGGCACUGCCCUGGCCCCACCCUGCUCUGAGACCAUCCUCCCCCCUGGGCGCGGAGGACACGGGCACCCUGGCUGCUGGGUGUGCUGCCGUUUCCCAGCAGAGGAGGGUCUGGGGUGGGACAGCAGCCGUGGGCAUCUUGUCCCCAAGGGGCUUCCCAAAUAAACAGAUGCAUCGGGGCA